Molecule: messenger RNA, 4671 nt
Organism: Neolamprologus brichardi
Lineage: Eukaryota; Metazoa; Chordata; Actinopteri; Cichliformes; Cichlidae
Source: RefSeq, a predicted model, not a curated record
AUUGCGAGGAGCAAAAAAACUCCGCCGAAACGUGUGCCGAGAGAGAGCGACGAUGACGUAACACCGUGGACCGUGCUGUGUUGUCACCAGCUGUUGGCUAAAAGAAGACGAAAGAAAAGUGGACGCGUCUCGAUGGAUUGCGUGUUCACGAGUGGACCGUAGGGCUCAGAGCCGCGUUCGGAACUGAAGGAGGGGAACCGGGCGACUAAUGGAAGCCCCGCAGACUCAUCAGCCGCGCAGGGAUAGUAUUAGUUACAUAACUGAAGCCAUCGAUAACGGAAAAACUGUGAUAACGGAGUAGUGCCCGUAAAGGUCGGAGUUGAAGCCAUUUUUCUCUGCAGAGACAGUUACACAGUCUUACCGCCGCCAUCAUGAACGUGGGAACAGCACACAGCGAGGUUAACCCCAACACCCGAGUGAUGAACAGCCGGGGUAUGUGGCUGUCUUACAUCCUGGGCAUCGGCCUCCUUCACAUCAUCCUGCUGAGCAUCCCCUUUGCCAGUGUGCCCGUGGUCUGGACCCUCACCAACCUCAUCCAUAAUCUGUGCAUGUACCUGCUUCUUCAUACAGUCAAAGGGACACCUUUCGAGACCCCUGAUCAAGGCAAAGCUCGCCUCCUUACACACUGGGAGCAGAUGGACUACGGUGUGCAGUUUACGGCUUCACGGAAGUUCCUCACCAUCACACCUAUUGUCCUGUAUAUAUUAACCAGCUUCUACACCAAAUACGAUCGGGCCCAUUUUGUUGUCAACACUGUCUCCUUGCUCACGGUACUCAUUCCCAAGCUGCCCCAGCUGCACGGUGUGAGGAUCUUUGGGAUUAAUAAGUACUGACACGGCAGAAGAGGACACCUCCUUCCUGCGUCCCUGUGGACUGCUGAGAGCACACAGAGUAUCAAGCUUCUGAUUUGGCUGCAGAACCAUUGGGAUCUGUGGUCGUUUGGCGCCUCACUCUGCAGAGCAGCACUCUAAAUAAAGCCUAUUGAGCAUACUGCCAUGGUACCAAACCCCAGGACGGAGAGACAAAACACUAGAGAGCACAAAAGGAAAGUGUUCGGUUGUGAUUAUUUGUGGAAAAUCUUCUUUGAGCCUCGUGAUUUUUCCAGAGACAUUUUAAAAGGAUUUCUCAAAGUAUUGUGUACAUUUCUGUAGACGUUCUCAAAUGUGACACGUGCCGGGGGAACGGGACAAUGUAGUUGUACAAAUGUGGUGUGCCAUUUUACACUACUGGCACACUGAGGCAGUAAUCAAAGUUAUUUUGUAUGUAAUGAUACGCUGCUGUAUUUAUUCAGCUUCACUCUCGCGUGUAGCUUCGUCUUCCUUGAGGUUUCCGAGCUUGGAGGAGAGCAACAAUAGUUUAAUGAAAUGGUAGGGGACCUGUGAAGUGCAGCGGAGGCGAGACACAAGAAACCACGAGAUUUUAUAUUUAGCCCUCGCUGUUCUGCUCAGGGCCAAGAUUGGGAAGUUAAGCAGCCUUUAUUUUUAUCUGACCAUUUCCUUAUUUGGACACCUCUUGUCCUGGUUUGUGCGCUGCAAACCUCCUGUGUGCAAAAGCACUCGACUGAUCUGACUUAUCCAAAGGUCCUGCAGUCUGGCUCUGGAGAUGGGCAAAAUAUGUUCACACAUGUUUGUUCCUGCUCUGUAAAAGUACUCAGGAUCUGGUAUGUUGAGCAAGAGUCAGCUGUGUCUGCAGCUCAAACCAGUCAGCAGAUUGCAUACUGAUUGCAUCUAUGUUUAUUAGGUACGCUUUGUGCAGUCCGAUGCACUGUAGCACUGAUGCUUUCAUUUACCUAAGAAUUAAAAAUCCUCCAGAAUGAUGAAAACAAUGCAACAAUAAAGCACUCAGGACAAAGAUAGAAAAAUAAACCCUUGCAAAGCGGGAUUAAUCACUUUGUCUGCCAGCUGUAGCUGCCAUUUUUCUUUAAUGCUUUCUUCAUAAAGCAUCCUGAUCUGGAUCUAGGCCAGAUAUUUGGUAUAAAAAUGACUUUUCAAAGGUUUGAAAAAUGAAUUUAGCAUCUUGCAUUACAGUGGGUGGAGUUGCAGGUGAGGAUUGUUAGCAGGUUCCAUAACAUCAAUUUUACUGACUUUUUUAUGGCUGUACUUUAUUCUCCAGUGUAAGAUUUUGAUUAGGUCGAAGUAAACUUGUUAAUAUGGGAUAGAAAUGUCCAAAUCACCCUCUGGAAUGUAUUUCAAAAUUCUCCUCAGAGAGCCGGUAUUCGUUUACGUUUAAGCCUAGUUUUGAUCCUGAAUUCGGGGAUUUAUUUUUCUAGGUGGAAAAAAUAGCCAAGCAGUAGUCAAACAGUGGCCUAGGGCUUACAUUCAAUAUCACCUUAGGUAGUUUUUAAUGGAGGAUGCUUCUGGCUACUUGAAGUCUAGUUUUCACUCUUGAUUUUUCUUUGUGUUGCUCUUCUGUAACUACCUGUCUCAUGAACUGCUUUAGAUGACACUUUUUUAUCAUGUUUUUUAGCUUACUCUGUCUCCCGUUUGGUGCUGGGCAAGGAGGCUGCGAUGAAUUUGCCAGAUUGUUUUCUGAAAUUAGCUGGUGCUGGAAACGAGGCUAAUGAGAACAGUUUGUGGACUGAAAGAAAAAGGAUAGAAAAGGGAGACACUAAAGAAAAUAGCUGCAUAAGAUUUUUAAAGUAGGUACGAUCCAGAUCUUUCAAGAAUAUCAAGUACUUCCUCGUCAUCUGAUUGAAAUCUCCACUUCUACUAGUCCUAUGUGCUGAAAGAGGUCAUUGCAUUACAGUAAAAACGCUGGUUGCUGUUUUCGGAGAAAUACAGUGAAAGUGCAUCUUUUCAAAUCCGCCAUGUUUCUUCGUUUUCAUUGCAUUUGUCAGUGAAAGACCAAAGUAGGCCUCAUCGUAAACAUUCAGGGUCUUUGAGUGACUGUGGGCUGUGUAUCACGUGCACAACAGUGCUUUGAUUAAGUUACACAAACAGUUGUCUUGACCUCUUGACAUUCAUAUAUGUUUGUCAAAAUUAUUGCCUGACCAUCGCAGGUUUAAUUUUUCCUGGAGCAAAAACCGCAGAUGGCCAGAACUGGAAAAUGAAUACAGACUAUGGUUUGAAGAAUCAUUUCAUAUUUGACCUCUGAAACUGAUAAAUGGUACUGAUUAGUUGUGGACAGGCAGAGAGGGAAUGAAACAUGAGCUCAAACACGGAUUUCGUUUAAAGGUGACUAAACUGUAUAAUAGUUCAUCUUAAUUCUCAUUCGAGGUAAAAUUAUGUUUUACAUUUCUUCUUUUGAACUCAAUUUUACGAUACCAGAUGUUCAAUCAGAGGGGAAUGUCUAUUCUGUGCUGGGAUACGAGGAUCCGUUCAAAUCUGUUAUGAAUUGAAAAAAUAAAAAUGUAUAGAUUAAUAGUUAAACCACUAUUGUGCCCUUUAGCAGUAAUAGAAGCAAGAGCAAUUAUAGAUCUAAUAUUUAAAAUGACUUAGAGUGGCAGCGGUAGUAAAUGUAGCAGAUUCAUAUUUUCUUUAGAUUUGUGGUUCACGCUGUCACUGCGAAACAUGAAAACAUUCAUUUUAUUAAGUGUGUUAAAUUGGAAAAAAGUAAUAAAUGAAUCAAACAUGGAUCAUAGAACCAAAGAGUUCACGUAUGUGUACAUAAUAGUUGAUGUGCCCGAGCCUUCAUCAUGUUUUCAGAUGUAUUCUUACUCUAAAGGGCUUUAUUGUAAGACUUGCUACAGCACAAGAUGACAAUGCAUUUACUUUUUUUUUUUUUUUAAUCAGACUGUUUGAGAACAUCGGAUAAACUGAAUGUUGAUUAAAUGUGAAAAAUUGCGCUUGUAGCUCCUGGUUUGAUUUUCUUUUUUUAAAAAAAGUGUACUUGCUUUGUUUUUGAAGGACAUUGCAAAGCCAUUUUCUGUACGAGCGCUUGACUCUAAAUACAAUGUUUUUCAAGCAUCAUCUCAAAAUCCUUCAUUGUUGUUCUGCGUAUUUGUGCCGCCGUGUCCUCGUUUUCUGGCGUUUAAUUAAAAUGCAGAAAAUGUGUCGGGUCUGUGAAGGAAUUGGUAAUACGAAGCAUUGCGCUCAUCAUUUUUUGUGUGCUUUUCAGUAUGUACAACAGGCACAACAUGGUGUGAGUCAGCCUCUCCUGUCUUGUUGUGGCUGUGCUUAACUUUUGUUUGCACAUCCAGGACUCUCAAGAAGGUUGAGUGUUGACUCCAAACACAGAUGUAAGCAUCAGAUGGAUUACUGCUCAUCAAAAAGAGAAAGGCUGUAUUUAGGACACCUUUUCAGUGACUACAAUGUACUGACAUGCCUCCUCCAUGACGUUUGCAGGAGUUUAGUUCAGACUUUUAGGUUGCUUAACAUUAUGACUAGUUAGUCCUUACAGUACAAUAGAGUUUGCACAAAAGGAAGAAUGAAAAUUGUACUUAAUAAAAGUAGGAAACACUUUCAGAAUUGUGCAUAGAUGUGAUAUUUUGUGCUAUAUUCUGUACUUUGUCUUUGCAGGUACAAGGGUUUGCAGAAAAUGCCUGAGAGUAGUAACUCUUGCAAUGCACCUCCUGAAUGCUAUGCAGUAACAGCAGCUGUUAUUUUUAGUGCAGUGCAUCAGGUUAUUCAAUCUGAAUGAUUGUCCUAAACUCUGCAGCUUGAAACAGUACUUCUUUGUACUCUCUGUCAACUCUACCUGAUAGUAAACCUAUGCAUCAAAUCAAAAAUUAAA